AUGUCUAGAAGAAAUCGCUUACGACGAGCGAUAUAUAAUGAGAAAAGUUGCUGUGAUACACGACUGCUUCAAAUGAUCAUUUAUUUCUUCAAUUUUCUCUUUUAUAUCAGUGCUAUGGCACUUAUCGGGCUAGCAAUAUGGACUUAUACCGUGAAAUAUACAAUGAUUGGUUCAUUACUGUACAGCAAGAGGUAUCUGCAGAGCAUCAUUCUAUGCUUCGUUGUCGGUUUGUCUGUAUUUGUUGUAGCUUCGUCAGGUUGUUGGGCUAUUUCAAAAAGAAAACAAAUGCUGUUGUUAUUGUAUUCUAUUCUGAUAUUGCUUACAAUGUUGAUGGAGUUUGCGCUAUGUAUUAUGACAUAUAGUUAUAUUGAGCACCUUGAAAAUGAUCUUGGAACAACCUUGCUUAUAUCAGUUAUUCGCGAUCAUUCUGAGCGUGAUGAUAUCUCUCAAGCACUUCAAUAUUUACAUCAGCAAGGCCACUGUUGUGGUUCUCAAUCGUUCGAAGACUGGCGUGAUUCUGUUUGGUGGCAGAAAAUAAAUAGCCCAGCUGAGCUCAAGCAGCGUUCUUUUGAUUUGGCUGUACCGGAUUUCUGCUGCCGCUCAGAGAAACCGAAUUGUGGACGUCGAGAUCAUCCCUCUAAUAUUUAUUAUAAUGGGUGUUUGAAUUAUUUGAUAAAAAUGAUGAAAGAACAAUUGCUAAUCAUAUGUGGUACUGCAUUUGCACUUACAGUUAUGCAGUUAUUUGGCAUGGGUUUUGCUAUAUGUUUGUAUACGAAGUGGCGAGUGUUUCAGCCUGUAAGCUCUAAUAGCAAACGAAAGGAAGAUGAUACUUUCAUGUAUUCUAUAUGA
Messenger RNA from Cercopithifilaria johnstoni, 849 nucleotides. The record is from the annotation of a GenBank genome assembly. NCBI's taxonomy places the organism in Eukaryota, Metazoa, Nematoda, Chromadorea, Rhabditida, Onchocercidae.